Messenger RNA from Mya arenaria, 2939 nucleotides. RefSeq lists its product as uncharacterized. The transcript is spliced from 12 exons. NCBI's taxonomy places the organism in Eukaryota, Metazoa, Mollusca, Bivalvia, Myida, Myidae. The coding region runs from base 1257 to 2567 and encodes 436 amino acids. The record is from RefSeq and is a predicted model, not a curated record.
CGUUUAUGCACCGGUGAACAAUGGCGGCUCGAAGCAAUGUUUGAAUAAAAAAAAAUUACAACAUGUAAACAUAUCAUUAGUAAGGACUUCAAGAUACAAGACAUGGAACAACAGACACGGGCAUCGAGAAAGCUGUGGGAUUCACCGAAGACAGCCACAGGUGCACGUCGAUCGAUAUGGGAACGUUCCCCAAGUCCAAGAUGUCGUACACCAACAGAAAGUGAACGUCAAACGUUCUGGAAGCGAUCACCUAGCCCAGGAUGCCAAACCCCAAGGAGACGUCCAAGAGUAGAACAACCAAAAUUAGAUCAAUGUUCAAAAUCUCCAUGGCAAUCAGAACACAACCAUGGAAAAUCAAAUGACCUGUCUACCAUUAUACAAAAAUAUGGUUUAAACACAUUUGUUUGUGCAGUGCAGACUGAUAAACAUAUUCCCAAAAACUUUGUUAACAGGGAUGAUUAUUUUUUAAAAAUAAUGCAAGAAGUUGACAAAUCAAUGAACAUCAAACAUGUUAUUGAACUCCAAAGGCUAUGUGAAAAAAUCCCUGACGAGACCAGAUUAGUAGAUUGUGGUGCCAAGUUCAAAACUGUUUUAUGGAAAGCUUCAAGGGCACACAAAGAACCACUUCUGAACUUCAUAGCACCUGUUGUUGACGCUUGUUUGAUCCCUGAUUGUGGAGGCAAGGUGUAUCCGGCGUCAAAAUCUAACAUCACACUGUUUAAAAUAACAGGUCCAGAACCAGGUUUGAAAUGCUCGCUCCGGUGUAGGUCAUGCGGAGCGAGGUAUUACAUCAGUCAUUAUACCAUCCCGAAUGUUGGCAGGCGUUACUAUGAUGUCAAAUACAAAACAUCACAAAAGGAGAGUUCAAAUUGGGUGUACUUUGAUGACAGCACUUAUGAAUUGAUGUGUGAAUCAGGGAACCAUGCCUUUGUAUCACACAAAGCAUUUGCAGAAAUAUACAAUGGCGUGUAUGAUGAAAAUCGGGCUCCGGAAUUCCAUGAAUGGAAAAAGGCUACAUUUGCUGAAUCAAGAUCUGAAGAUUCCAGCCUGGCCGGUGAUGAUGGUGAUGAUGGUGAUGAUGGUGAUGGUGUUUGUCAAGACGAUGAAUACUUAGUUUGGCGUACUUCUGCUCUAAAGAUACGAUCAACGGCUAUGCAUUCCAGUGUGCACUGAACAGGUCGUUCAAGGGCGCUGGUCUGCAGUGCUACUUGAAGGGCAGAGAGCUGUUCUUCAUCACGAACCGCCUCGAACGGGAGAUGCGGGAAACGGCCAGAGUGAAUGAAUGGGCCUGCGACAGGACACUUUUGAGAACGGCGGGCCUGAAUGGUGAUGAAAUACACCUGAGUACCACCCAGGUCUUCAACCUCACCAGCGCCAAAAUGCUCGACCCUUCAACCCUCUCCACCAUGUGGCUGCCAGAGUGGCCAGGGACACAUGUACCGAGGGCAGACCUCUUCCACCACAUCAGUCUGCCAAUCUCCAUUAAACCUCUGAGGAAAUUUCUGCGCAAGGCCGUUGUGGUACUGGGCGACAACUUUGGUGCUGCCGCUAUGGCGUGGGGUUACAUGUUCAUAUUGCAUAGGUACAGGUGGAUCCUGGAGAGUCUUCGGCACUUCAAUUUACCGGUAUUGUACGGCCCACCAACCGCAGGAAAAACGCUUGUUGCCAACUGUGGAGCCUGGUUGAACGGAUGCACGGAGUUGCAGAUUGCAUCGAGAUGCACCCUCUCAUUCCUGAUGGGUUGGUUUACUUCAUCGACCAUGCCCUUCGUUUGGGACGACCCGUCCGUCCCUGAUGAGGUUGGUCAACUGAGCGUUGACCUUGGGAACGGUGCUGUGCGUGGGAAGGCCACUGAAGCACCACAGGUUCCCGCUACAGCAUGUCUUGUUACCGCUAACUUCGACAUGGCGACGGUGUCUAGAUAUUAUACACGCCUGUGUGUUAUUAAAAUGGAACCGUCGUCGGUGGAGAAGGUUCCAGGCGCAGCUAGACAGCUAGAGGCUUUGGCAAGGGACGCAUCCUCGGCCCUACCUGUUGUAUUGAAAGGGAUGUUCAAUAUUACUGCCAGUGAAGUCCACGAGACCACGGCCGGCAUUAUGCCACAUCUUCCCGGGGACAUCCGCGUGGCUGAAGGAGUUGCUGUGGCACUUACAGCGACCCAAAAGAUUCGCGAUGAGAUAGUUGUUUCAGAUGCGACUGUUAAAAUCCUGAAAUCAACAUUUGCAAGAGAGUGCCUGUUGUCGGCAGAGGCCCUUGACAAAAUAAAGACGGCGGGAGGGCGGGUUAAUGUUGCUGGACGUCUGCUUGGAAGGGUGGCCAAGGUGGCCAUGAUCCCUGCCUCCCUCUUUAGUGAGGAAACGGUUGCAGCCUUGAGAAAUGCCUUUCUCGAUAUGUCUGAUGAAGAGUUGCAUGUACCAGUAGACGAACCGGUCGAGCAGACCCAGUCACUUGAAGAGAUUGUGCCACAUGUGAAGAAGGCGACGCUUUGGAGGAGAAACGGCCGUGCGUGCCUAAAACGUCCUAAUAGUGUUCAGAGGGGGUGUAGAAAGAGGAAACAUUCUAAUUAGUUUACACACAUAUGCUAUACAUAUGCUCUGGAUGUGGCAUAUCGAUUUGGAAUGUCACAUCUUUUGGAGUCGUGAAACAUAGCGAAAUAUUCGGAGUGUUAUAGUUAUGGUUUUGAGGUUUUGAAUUAUUUAUUAUGAAAUGAGGUAUUUCCAAAAAGUCUUAUUUAAAAAUAUAAUUAAAUACCAAAUGUAAGAAUGAUACACCCAACAAAAUAGACUUAUUUACAACCAUAUCUUAAUCUAUUGUUGAAUUGAAAAAGUUUAUCGUUACGUCAUGAAACAGUCGGACUAUGUAGUUAUAUUUUUGGAGAUUAUUAUUUAUUUAUUUUAAUUUAUGUUGUUAUUUAAUUGGUUAAAAUUACUACAUAAUUA